AUGGCGACUCCGGGAAUCAAAAACGACGACCAUCCGGAGUAUCAUCGCCACUUUGCCCCGGAGGAAAUGCGAGUGACAGACAACAUUCGUCCGCGUCCUGCGUUUCCGUUUCUCCGUCGAGCAAACAGAUUGCCUGCAAGUGAAAUGUCGUCGAACGUCGAUGAAACCUGUCGCUCGGAUGAGUUCACCUGUGCCAAUGGAAGGUGCAUACAGAAACGUUGGCAGUGCGAUCGGGAUGACGAUUGCGGGGACAACAGCGAUGAGAAGAACUGCCAAGCUACGACCUGCGAUCCGCUAAAGCAGUUUGCCUGCUCGGAAAACUACUGUAUCACGUCGAAGUGGCGCUGCGAUGGCGAGCCCGAUUGUCCGGAUGCUUCCGAUGAGAGAGGCUGCACAAAUCCCACACCUCCACCGGUCAACCCGUGUCUGUCCUUAGAGUAUCAAUGUAACGAUCGGAUCACCUGCAUUCACAAGAGCUGGAUCUGCGAUGGGGAGAAAGAUUGUCCCCAAGGUGACGAUGAGAUGCCUCCGAUCUGUCAGAAUGUAACCUGCCGAGCGGAUCAGUUCCAGUGCAAGAAGGAUCGUACCUGUAUCAAUGGGCACUUCCACUGCAACGGGAAGCCCGACUGUCAGGACGGAAGUGAUGAGUUGGAUUGUGCGGAACGCCCGGCGGCCAAGUGCAAUCCGAAGACGGAGUUCGAUUGCGGUGGUGGAAUGUGUAUUCCACUGUCGAAGGUUUGUGACAAGAAGGCUGAUUGUCCCGAGUUCCAGGAUGAGCCUGUUGACAAAUGUGGCAAGAAUGAGUGUCUGGAGAAGAACGGCGGAUGUUCUCAUACAUGCGUGGAUACGCCCGCUGGAUAUUACUGCGACUGUAGGCCUGGAUACAAACUGGUCGAUAAUCGGACCUGCGAGGACAUCAACGAGUGCGAGGAGGACGGGUCCUGUUCGCAAAAGUGCACCAACGAGAUUGGAACGUUCAAGUGCGAAUGUAUGGCCGGCUACCUUCGGGACCCCCGGGAUCACACCAAGUGCAAGGCAACGGAAGGACACGCUUCAUUGCUGUUCGCCCGCCGUCACGACAUCCGCAAGAUUUCACUGGACCACCGCGAGAUGACUUCGAUCGUUAAUGACACCAAAUCGGCGACGGCUUUGGACUUUGUGUUCCGCACCGGGAUGAUCUACUGGAGCGACGUUUCCGAGCAGCGGAUUUACAAAGCACCGAUCGAUGAAGGUUCCGAUAAGACAGUCGUUGUAAAGGAUCAAACAGUAACCUCGGAUGGUUUGGCCGUGGAUUGGAUCUACAAUCACAUUUACUUCACUGACAUAAAGAAAUCUACCAUUGAGCUGACCAACUUCGACGGUAACAUGGGAAAGAUACUGAUCAAGGAUGAUCUGGAGAUUCCACGAGCGAUUGCCCUGGAUCCCGUUGAUGGAUGGAUGUACUGGACCGAUUGGGGAACUUCUCCUCGUAUCGAACGAGCUGGUAUGGAUGGAACUCAUCGGCAGGUGAUCGUCAACUACGAAGUCAAAUGGCCAAAUGGACUGACGCUGGAUUUGGUUCGGAAACGCGUAUACUGGGUUGAUGCCAAACUGAACACGAUCGCAUCCUGCAACUACGAUGGUUCCAAGCGAUCGGUUGUCCUAUACUCGGCCGAUUAUCUGAGACAUCCCUUCUCGAUCACCACCUUCGAGGAUUACGUCUACUGGACCGAUUGGGACAAGGAAGCCGUCUUUAAGGCUAACAAAUUCAACGGCAAGGACUUGGAACCUGUGACGGCACAACAUAUGCUUCAACAUCCGAUGACAAUCCACGUGUAUCAUCCGUACCGUCAACCGGACGGUAUCAAUCACUGUCAGGCCGUAAAUGGGCACUGUUCUCAUCUCUGCCUUCCGGCACCACAGAUUAACAGCAGAAGUCCGAAGAUUUCCUGCGCCUGUCCAACCGGGCUCAAGCUGAUGGACGACGGCCUAAUGUGUGUGGAAGACGUAAGUGCAACCACUAAGGCUUCGGUGCCGACGCAUGCCACCUCGGCCCCAGCAUCCCCCGGGGAGAACAAACAGAUCGAACAUCAUCCGGGCAACCGGUACGAGGAGGACAAGGAAAUCAUUUCCAAACAUCCGACGGGUAAACCAUCAUCGCCCAGUGAGAAGACAUCAUUCACAGCAUCCGACGAUGACGGCUCUAAAUAUGACGAAAAGGAAGCAGACGAAGAUGAGUUCAAGUCCACUAGUCCGGAUCAGGAACCAUCCUAUGCUAACAGUCUGCACCUGGCCGCAAUAUGCACCAAUCUGACGAGCCAGGAGGCCGUAAUGAAGACCCUCCAGUCAAUCCGGACCGUGAAUAAAACGGUUCUGAUUCGGUCCUACAUGAACCGGCACCAUCACCGGAGGCCACCAUCGACGACGACGACGACGACGACGACAACUGAUUCUGGGGCGGAGGAUUCAUUCGGUCGAUUGGGUGGAACAGCUAGCCCCAAAUCGGAUGACCCGGACGGCCUCCCGACUAUAGCCCCAUUGAUGAUUUUUCUCGGGGACAAUGACUGGGACCAGGACCAGACUUCGACUUCGACCAGCAGUAGCACUACAACAACUCCGACUCCUGACAAACAGAAGAACGACACGACGACAAGUGAAUUCGAACCGUGGACCCAGUAUCGCUACUGGGAGUUCCGGAAACGGUUCAAUCUACUGGAGGUCCUGUUCGAGGGCCAGUUUGACGACGUGGGUGGACCGGACGGUGGCCGGCGACGUAUUUACGAUAGCGAACUGCAAGCUUCUUGGGAAUACGUUCGCUGGAUCUGCGGGAAGUACAACGGUCUGUGCCCUGGAUGA
Messenger RNA from Uranotaenia lowii, 2835 nucleotides. Its product is annotated as low-density lipoprotein receptor-like. Gene Ontology annotation, molecular function: calcium ion binding; protein binding. The record is from RefSeq and is a predicted model, not a curated record. The transcript is spliced from 11 exons. NCBI's taxonomy places the organism in Eukaryota, Metazoa, Arthropoda, Insecta, Diptera, Culicidae. The coding region runs from base 1 to 2835 and encodes 944 amino acids.